Messenger RNA from Salvia splendens (bonfire salvia), 1260 nucleotides. Its product is annotated as deSI-like protein At4g17486. Gene Ontology annotation, molecular function: deubiquitinase activity. The transcript is spliced from 3 exons. NCBI's taxonomy places the organism in Eukaryota, Viridiplantae, Streptophyta, Magnoliopsida, Lamiales, Lamiaceae. Bases 265 to 879 code for a protein of 204 amino acids. Gene Ontology annotation, biological process: protein deubiquitination. The record is from RefSeq and is a predicted model, not a curated record.
ACCAAUCAUCUCUCUUUUCCCCCUAUUUCUCUCGACAUGAUUUAACCCCCCAAUAAAUCUCUUCAAAAAUCUGCAAAUCCCAUAUUUGAUUUCUGUAUUUAACCUCUAAAUCCUCCGCCAUUGUUUGCCACUGCGCGGCCGCCGGUUUAUUCUCGCAUUUCCACCUCACCUUGAUAAAACGCCGAAUCACAUUAAUACAGGAGGAUUUAUCAGUAGAUUUUUCCUCUUCGGGUUUGGAUUUCAAAAUUUCGAUUAAUUCUCGCAAUGUUAUGCGGGAAAAGUCCGGUUAAAGGGGGCGGUGGAUCCACGGCGGCUGUGUAUCUCAACGUGUAUGAUCUCACCGCCAUCAAUGGCUACGCCUACUGGCUUGGCCUCGGCGUUUAUCACUCCGGUGUUGAAGUUCACGGAGUGGAGUAUGCAUUCGGAGCUCACGAGUAUCCAAGCACAGGAAUUUUCGAAGGAGAGCCGAGGCAGUGCGAGGGAUUCACAUUUCGAAAGUCUAUCUUGAUUGGAUGGACUGAUAUGAGCCCUACGCAGGUGAAAGUUUUGAUGGAGCAACUUGCUGAGAAAUACAGAGGAAAUGCAUACAAUUUGAUCAGCAAAAACUGCAACCAUUUCUGCAAUGAUGCCUGCAUCAAACUCACCUCCAAUCCCAUCCCAAAUUGGAUCAAUCGCCUUGCCAGAAUUGGUUUUCUUUGCAAAUGCAUCAUACCAGUGAACCUAAACUCCACAAAAGUAGGACACAACAACAAAGUGCAGGACAAUGUUGGUGAAGGGGUGAAGAAGAAACUCAAAAGCAGCUCAAAUUCAUCAUCUUCUUCAUCCUCCCCUCCUCCUACCGUGGCUGCAGCCAGCAGAAGCUCAUUGCUGGCAUCGUAGCCUCAUCCAGUGGGGUUCUUGAGUUGAAUACAAACUAGAGGUCUCCAACAGCUAUAGCAAAUAUUGAAAGAGGGGAAAUGUAUGUUCAAUAUCGAUUCUUUGUGAUCUUAUUAUAAUGCUGAAUGUGACAGCCCUUGUAAACUUUUCAUCUCCCCCACAAAGCUCUGUAUAUUUACACACCACACACAAAAAGGGGCUUUUGCCCUUCUUCUUCGACGCGAGUUUAGAUGAUCUGCUCUCGUGUUUAAUUUCAUUAAUGGACGCUUUUCGUACUAUGAUAUAUAACAAGAGCUAUGGCUUAGAUCAAUGGCUCUCAAGGAUUUGCACUGUGUUCUCACUUGUAACUACUUUCAUCUCAAUCAAGGCACCUUUUUUGAUUUA